Trichechus manatus latirostris (Florida manatee) is the source of this 465-nucleotide messenger RNA. Its product is annotated as 17-beta-hydroxysteroid dehydrogenase 13. The annotation marks the transcript as partial. The transcript is spliced from 4 exons. The record is from RefSeq and is a predicted model, not a curated record. Gene Ontology annotation, molecular function: oxidoreductase activity, acting on the CH-OH group of donors, NAD or NADP as acceptor; steroid dehydrogenase activity. NCBI's taxonomy places the organism in Eukaryota, Metazoa, Chordata, Mammalia, Sirenia, Trichechidae.
AUAAAGAAAGAAGUGGGUGAUGUGACCAUCGUGGUGAAUAAUGCUGGGGCAGUAUAUCCAGCCGAUCUUCUUAGUACCAAGGAUGAGGAGAUUACCAAAACGUUUGAGGUCAACAUCCUAGGACAUUUUUGGAUCGUAAAAGCCUUUCUUCCAUCAAUGAUGAAGAGAAAUCAUGGUCACAUUGUCACAGUGGCUUCAGUGUGCGGCCACAAAGUGGUUCCUUAUCUCAUCCCACAUUGUUCCAGCAAAUCUGCUGCUGUUGGCUUUCACCAAGCUCUGACAUCAGAACUUGAAACCUUGGGAAAAUCUGGUGUCAAAACUUCAUGUCUCUGCCCAGUUUUUGUCAAUACUGGGUUCGCCAAAAACCCAACCACAAGAUUUCUUCCAGAACGUGCCUUGGCAGCUUUGAAUCAUGUCCAGAAUAUUCAGUUUGAAGCAGUGGUUGGCUACAAAACCAAAAUGUAA